UCAGCAAGAAUGCUCAGCGCAGCGGAUAACGCGGCUCAGUGCAUCCCCCGCGCCGGACCAGAACCCACAAAUGAUAGACUUAAGGAGCAAAAGGGGAGUGAAAAACAGCAGCAGAAUGUAUGUGAGAAAAGGAGCAGACACCUGUCCCCGGCAGACCAUGCGCAGGUAUCUGCUGUUCAUGACGUUGCUCCUGCCUUUUACGAAAGCGGAUUUUACACUUCAAGAAGUCAAACCGUUCACGUGGAAAUCAGGAACAUGGGGUCAGUGCAUAGGUGAAUGUGGACCUGGUGGACUACAAAGCCGCUCAGUUUGGUGUGAGCAUGGAGAAGGUUGGGUGGCUCACAUCAAAAACUGUGAUCCACAGGAUGAGCCUGCAAGCCAAAGGAAUUGCUUUAAAAUCUGUGACUGGCACAGGGACCUCUUUCUUUGGGAGCCCUCAGAAUGGGACACUUGUGUUCUUGUGCCCUUUGCCCACAACGAUGGUAAAAUCAGAACCUUAGAGUGUGUCACGGCUCAACGAGGUUUACAGCAUAGAGAAGUCACCUGUAUCCACAAGAUCCAAAAGUCUAUUGUAAAUUCCAUUAUCUGUGAACAUUUUUCACCACGGCCACCAACAGAACAAACUUGUCUGGUACCCUGCCCCCAGGAUUGUAUUGUUUCCGAAUUCUCACCAUGGUCUACCUGUAGUAAAAGUUGUGGAACCCAUCUCCAGCACAGAACUCGUUCCGUCAUCUCUCCACCUUCAUAUGGUGGGGCAGAUUGUCCAAACCUCACGGAAUGGAGGACUUGUCCAUUUCUAAACUACUGCUCUUUCGGAGAAGAGGAACAUACGUACAGUCUUAAGGUCGGACCAUGGAGUGAAUGCAGGCUGCCUCAUUUGAAAGAAAUGAAUCUGAGUGGAAGAACCAUGUUGGAUUUUGGGUCCGAUUCUGGGGAAAGAAGCACAUUCAGACAAGAGGGCUCCAGGUCUUAUGAGCGUUCAGAAACAUUGGAUUUGGAGAUCGGUUAUCAGACAAGACAGGUGCAGUGUGCACGGAGCGAUGGAAAGAAUGCUUUACUAAGCAUCUGCACCCAGGACGACAUGCCUCUGCAUUACCAGUCAUGUAUGUUGCCAAAAGACUGCGAAGUAUCAGAGUGGUCUGAAUGGAAUGUCUGUUCUAAGAGCUGUCAGCCCGAAGGGACUGUCCUUGGACUGCGAAUCAGGAGAAGACAUGUCAAGCACAUGGCCAUUGGAGGAGGGAAACCUUGUCCGGCCCUGGAAGAAGAAGAGGCAUGUGAAACAGGAGGACAUCAGCUGCCCUGUCUUGGAUUUGUUUGGAAAACAUCUGAAUGGACAGACUGUAAGAUAUCAUUGCUCACAGACCAGGACACUGCUUCACGGGUGGAAGACGCAGCACAAUGUGGGGGUGGCGUUCAGACUCGUCAGGUGUUUUGUGCCCAGCGUAUCAAUGAGUCAGGAACAAAUAAAGAAGUCUUCAGACCUGUAGAACUGGGGUUCUGUGUGGAACCGGCACCAUCAGCAGUUCAGCUCUGCAACAUCCCCUGCCCAUCAGGUUACCUGUUGUCUCCAUGGACUGACUGGGGACCGUGUAUACAUGAGAAUUGUCUGGCCCCUCAUGGGAGAAAAGGCUUUAAAUUCAGAAGAAGACAAGUUGUCGUGAAGCCCACAAGAAUGGCUGGGACUUGCCCCCAUUUAGUAGAAUCGGUCCCGUGUGAAGAUCCUGUGUGCUAUAGGAGGGCGGUAUCUGGACAGUUACACUGUGUACCUGAAAACGGAGAAUGUGGACACGGAAAAUACAACGUAAACACGACCUGCCUGGGGGAGAACGGUCUUCCGGUCUCUGCGGACCUGUGCGUGGAUGAGCCCCCUGUGCAGCUGGUAUGUAAGGUGCCCUGCAGCCUGGACUGUGUCAUCAGUGAAUGGUCAGACUGGUCGCAGUGCUCCAGGUCCUGUUCCACUAAAAAUGCAGAAGGGAAGCAGAGCAGAAGCAGGUCAAUCCUUGCCUACCCUGGAGAAGGUGGAAAGCUCUGUCCUUCAAACCAAGCCUUGUACGAGUAUCGACUGUGUAACAACCACCCCUGCUCGACGUUUUACUGGGAGUCAUCACCAUGGGAACCGUGCACAAAGAUAACACCACUAAAUGCCACCGGCAGCUGGAACAAUGAGGUGGCGUGUGGUCUGGGGGUGCAAACCCGAAGAGUCUCAUGCAUCAAGAGCCAUGGAGGCCAAGUCACCAGCAAAAGAUGCCCAGAAUCUACAAAACCUGAAACAGUUCGGACCUGUAAUUUGCCUUGUGUUAAGGACUGUAUUGUAACUCUCUUUAGUGAGUGGAUUCCAUGUCCCAAAACAUGUCGGCCUGGGAACCACUCUGUGAUCAAGCAGUCGCGAUACAGGAUAAUAUUACAAGAUGCAAUGAAUGGCGGUCAGGAGUGCCCGGAUACUCUGUAUGAGGAGAGGGAGUGUGAGGAUGUCCCUAUCUGUCUAAUGUACAGGUGGAGGCCCCAGGAGUGGAGUCAGUGCAUCCUUGUGCCGGAUUAUGUGAGACAGGGCAUUGGAGGGGCCACAGAAUCAUGUGGCCCCGGGAUACAAUCUAGAGGGGUCAGCUGUGUCACUGCUGAUGACCGUCCUGCAGAUGUCACUGAAUGUCUUCGAUGGGCAGGUCCUGCUCCACCCUCAGCUCAGGAGUGUAAGGUCCCCUGCAAAGAAGAGUGUGCAUUUACUCCAUGGACUAAAUAUACCUCUUGUACCCCAGACUGCAGUUCAACUAGAGUGAGGAGAAGAUCCCUCGCUGGGAGAAGCAAGAAGCGGGACAGAUGUCAGAACGCAGAGGCUUAUCCGUUAGUGGAGACAGAGCUGUGCGCCUGUGAAGUAUAUAAAUCUCAGCCGUGUGGAAAUUGGUCGGACUGCAUAAUACAAGAUGCAAGAAAUGAGAUGCAGCUGGGAGCGAGAACUCGGGGAAUCAUGAAAGGCUGCGGUGGAGGCAUCCGACUCCGAGCCAUCGCUUGUUAUGAUUUAACUGGCAGAAUAGUUGAGCCCACUCUCUGUAGUCAUACUGGGUACAUUGAGGAACGCUGUGAAAGUCCUUGUCCGUUUGACUGUAAGCUGAGCGACUGGUCCUCCUGGUCCUCGUGCAGCGCCUCGUGUGGAACCGGAGUGAAAUUUCGAUCUAAGUUUUUAAAAGAAAAACCUUAUAAUGGGGGGCGGCCCUGUCCAAAACUGAACCUUAAAAAUCAGGUCUAUGAGACGGUCCAAUGCUACAAUGAAUGUAAUCAGUACUUGUGGGUGACUGAGCCGUGGUCUGCCUGCAAACUGCACAGCGAGGAGAAGACGGCUAACUGCGGGGCGGGAAUACAGAUCAGGAGAGUGCGAUGUGUGAAUAUUUCUGAAAAUGCAGAAGAUGCUUUUGUAAAUGAAACCUAUUGCAACCACCUGGAAACUCCUACGGUCAGGCAGCAGUGUAGCAUUUCUUGCCCUGGGGAAUGUGUGAUGUCUAACUGGGGUCAGUGGAGCCAAUGUGCAAAGUCAUGCGACAUCAACUCUACGAGGUCAAGGACGAGAUUUCCACUGAGAAUUCCGACUGACGGGAAGACUUGUCCUGAGGAUGUGGAGACUGAGCUCUGUGUCCUGAACAGUAAUUGUUUCCACUACCAGUAUAAUGUCACAGAGUGGAGCGCCUGUCAGCUGAGUGAAAAGGCCGUCUGCGGAGAGGGAAUAAAGACUCGCCUUUCAGACUGCACCCGCAGCGAUGGAAAAUCUGUAAAAAUGUCCUUUUGUGAGCAGCUUGGAUUGAGGAAACCUGAAAAGCAGAGUCUUCGCUGUCUAAUAGAAUGUUCCAUUGACUGUCAGGUCUCUGACUGGUCAGCCUGGUCAUCCUGCUCACAAACGUGUGGAGUCGGAGGUCAGCAGAUGCGAUCCCGCCACAUCAAGAUGCAAGCUGAAGCAGAUGGGAGACCUUGUCCAGUGCAACUCCACCAGUACAGAAGUUGUACAGUUUACCCCUGCCAUUCCUGGAAAUUUGGGGAAUGGUCAGUGUGUAAAGUGGAGAACGGUCAGUGUGGAGAAGGACUGAAGUCCCGGAACCUGACGUGUUUGGCGCACAACGCCUCCUCCUCCGCUGUGAAGCUACAAGUAGACCCCAAAUUCUGCGGUCAACUGCCAAGAGAGGAAAGUGCACUGAGUCUGCCCUGCCACGUGCCCUGCCCAGGUGACUGUCAUCGCACAGACUGGUCAGGCUGGAGCGCCUGCCAGGUCGCCUGCAUCGAUGGACGCAGCUUCGAAACCAGCGGUCGCCAAUCCCGAUCUAGAACCUUCAUUGUCCAGUCCUCCGAGAACCAGGAAAACUGCCCAAAGCCCGUCAUCGAGACUCGGCCAUGCACAGGGGGAAAGUGUUUCCGAUACUCGUGGAAGAUGAGCCCCUGGGUAGAUAAUAAGAGGACGGUGUGGUGCCAGCGCUCGGACGGAAUAAACGUCACAGGAGGCUGCUCCUCCAAUUUCCGGCCGGCAGCUGUUCGACACUGCGAUCCACCCUGCAAAAAACCAUUUUCUUAUUGCAUGCAGAGUGGAGUCUGUGGCUGCGAGAGCGGGUACACACAGAUCAUGAGAUCUAGCGGGGUUCUCGACUACUGCUUGAAGGUCCCGGGCAUCGAGUCCAAGAAGGCCGAUGUGAAAACAUUCAUUCCAAAGAGCAAACCCAUCAACUCCAAACUCCCGGAGAUAUUCAACUGGUCCAUUCAGCUAUUUGACCAAGAUGGAAGGGUGAGUCUCUGGGUCUACGUUGUAUGUGUCGGGAGCUUCCUCAUCUUGGUUUUCCUCAUCAUUAUUUCUUAUCUAGUCUGCAAAAAGCCACCAGAACCAAAAACUGUAUUUCCUCAGCAAAAGCCCCUCACCUUGGCCUAUGACGGAGAUUUUGACAUGUGACUUACAUCUACAUGAUGGAGCCUUGAUAUUCAGCUGCCUUAACUGCUCCUCUGUAUGAGAAGAUGGCAUCCUCCCAAGGUUUAAAAAAAAUAAUAAAAAUUAAAGCAGUUGAAAUCUAAAUUUGUCCUGUAGGAAUCGGCAUUGAAACGAAGUAUGAGACAAUAUGGAAGAUGUGGAAUGGAGUACCGGUGGCUCGUACCCUAUUUGGCUCUGUGGACUCUGGCUCACUUUGGACUCUUGUGAACCAAGAGGAAAAAUUGCAAGAUCGGUUUCAAUGCAUCUUGAUCCACAGGAUGAGGUUUUGAUGCCCAGUUAAACCAUUUUAGGCACAAAAUGUCACUUGACCUUUGUGGCCAGGUGAUGAGUGAAUCUG
Bufo bufo (common toad) is the source of this 5291-nucleotide messenger RNA. It is a transcript of the gene THSD7B, whose product is annotated as thrombospondin type 1 domain containing 7B. The record is from RefSeq and is a predicted model, not a curated record. NCBI's taxonomy places the organism in Eukaryota, Metazoa, Chordata, Amphibia, Anura, Bufonidae.